CGAUCUGGCCUCUACUUUCCUUCACAAAAAACAAUGAUUAUGGAUUCUUUUCUUUUUCCUAUUUAUAUUCUCUGACUUCUCUUAUCAGCUUUCUCUCUUUUCCUCCCUUUCACUCACAUUGUUAGACUAAUUAAACUGAAUCCAUAAUAACAAUGGAUGGUGUUCCUGUUUCUGCUUCAAUCCCAGGACCAGAUUCUUCUGACUUUGUUGAAGUUGAUCCUACUGGAAGAUAUGGAAGGUACAAUGAAAUUCUUGGAAAAGGAGCUUCAAAGACAGUUUACAGAGCCUUUGAUGAGUAUGAAGGAAUUGAGGUAGCAUGGAAUCAGGUGAAGCUUUAUGAUUUCUUGCAAAGUCCUGAAGAACUUGAGAGGCUUUACUGUGAAAUUCACUUGCUUAAGACAUUGAAACACAAGAACAUCAUGAAAUUCUACACUUCUUGGGUUGAUACAACUAAUAGGAACAUUAACUUUGUCACUGAAAUGUUCACCUCUGGUACUCUCAGACAGUAUAGGCUAAAACAUAAGAGAGUUAAUAUUAGAGCUGUGAAGCAUUGGUGUAGACAGAUUUUGUUGGGGCUUCUUUAUCUCCACAGCCGUAACCCACCUGUAAUUCACAGAGAUCUCAAAUGUGACAACAUUUUUGUUAAUGGAAACCAAGGUGAAGUUAAGAUUGGUGAUCUUGGCCUCGCUGCAAUCCUCCGCAAAUCUCAUGCUGCUCAUUGCGUGGGAACACCAGAGUUUAUGGCUCCUGAGGUGUAUGCAGAGGAAUACAAUGAAUUAGUUGACAUUUACUCUUUUGGAAUGUGCAUCUUGGAGAUGAUCACCUUUGAAUAUCCAUAUAGUGAAUGCACCCACCCUGCUCAAAUCUACAAGAAAGUUGUCUCUGGCAAAAAACCAGAAGCUUUAUACAAAGUACAGGAUCCUGAGGUGCGACAAUUUAUUGAAAAGUGCUUGGCAACCGUGACUUCCAGGCUUCCUGCUAGGGAGCUUUUGAGAGACCCUUUUCUCCAAAUUGAUGAAUAUGACUCUGACUUGAGUCUGAUUUUGUAUCAGAGUGACUAUGAUGAAAUAGGCCCUUUCCUCAGACAACCUCUAAAUGGAAUUCAUCACAGUAACAGCUCUUUGAACAAUGGAUAUGCUAAUUAUACUGGUUAUGAUCCUGAGAAUGAUUUGGAUUACCACCCACUCAAUGAAGUCGAUGACUUUAAUUGUCAAGAGGAUGAUCAUUUGUCAGAUUUUGACAUCUCAAUCAAAGGUAAAAGGAGAGAGGAUAAUGGCAUCUUUUUGAGACUAAGAAUUGCAGAUCACGAAGGUUGCAUUCGAAACAUCUAUUUCCCAUUUGACAUUGAGACUGACACAGCACUGAGUGUUGCUACUGAAAUGGUAUCCGAGCUUGACAUCACUGACCAAGAUGUGACAAAAAUAGCAGAAAUAAUAGGUGGUGAAAUUGCUACUUUAGUACCGGAGUGGAAGAGGGGACUGGGCAUAGAUAAAAGUCCACAUUGCAGUAGUUUCUGUCACAAUGGUUCGAAUGGUUGCUUACCCGAUUUUGUUGCAUCAGAUAAUUCUGGAACCAAGAACCUUCAGGUUCUUCAGAGUUCUAAACAUGGAAGUGCUGCUGUCCAUGGACGAUUCGAAGAGAUCACAUACCAAGUUGAUGGGGCAGAACAAUGUGGUAAAGAAGGUGCAGUGGCUGCAUCAAGAGAAUCUGAUGCCAUCUGUUAUGCAGAUAUCUGGGCUCAGCGGGAAGGACCAGAGUUAAGUUCAGGAGGGUCAAGAGACAUCCACUGUGAUGAGGUGGGUGAAACACUGGACAAAUCAAUCUUCGGAAUGGAAGAGAAGAUUAUAAAUAUGGACAGUCAAAGUGAAUCUAAUGCAAGAAACUCUUUCUCCGUGUAUUCUUCAGAGGAAUGUGGUCUCUUAGAUGAUUAUGAAAAUGAAAUUAGGAGAGAGCUAAGGUGGCUUAAAGCGAAGUAUCAAAUGCAGUUGAGGGAGCUUAGAGAUCAACAAUUAGGUGUCAAAUCCAAAUCUUCCAGCUCAACCCCGAUUUCUGAUGACAAAGAGCAUGUGAAAGAUGACAAGGCUUCUCUAUCUCCAGUGUUACACGAAAGUGGAAACAGUAAAUCCCUCCUGAGAUCAAGAUCCUCUAAAAAGUUGACUUCAUCUCUCCCUGUUAAUGAUGAGAAGAGAUUUGGCAAUUUGGCCGACCAAAGUGUCCAAAGUUAUGAUCCAAUCAACUGGCCUUGUAAUCCAGAGUCAAUGGUCACUGCCAAGAAUUACUAUUCAGGAGCUCUGCUUCCACACUCCCUUCACAGGGCAACUUCUCUUCCAGUUGAUGCUGUAGAUGUUUGAAAGCCUUUAAAGUUCGCUAAAACUUCACCGGGUUUACCCUUUACCUAAAAUCAUGGCGAUGGAUGCUUGUACAAGCAGAAAUGUAACUUCUUUUUUUGCAGCAUCUAAAGCCUGUCUCCACUCCACGUGUUUUUUUUUUUUUUUUUUAAGGUGAAUGUCCAUUUAAUGUACAUUACCCACUAAUUAUAAAUCAAAGUAAACCAGGUUCCUAAAGCCUGCUCGGUUUACCAGAGGGAGAGAAAUCUUAUGA
This is a messenger RNA of Pistacia vera, 2601 nucleotides long. RefSeq names its product probable serine/threonine-protein kinase WNK9. Gene Ontology annotation, molecular function: protein serine/threonine kinase activity; ATP binding. The transcript is spliced from 7 exons. The record is from RefSeq and is a predicted model, not a curated record. Gene Ontology annotation, cellular component: cytoplasm. Bases 153 to 2351 code for a protein of 732 amino acids. Gene Ontology annotation, biological process: intracellular signal transduction; protein phosphorylation. NCBI's taxonomy places the organism in Eukaryota, Viridiplantae, Streptophyta, Magnoliopsida, Sapindales, Anacardiaceae.